AUGAGCCCGUUCGAACCCGGUGGACAGCAUCAAUCAAACUGGAAUGUCAAACUUCAGAACUUGGAAAAAUGGUUGAAAACAAACGGCGAUUUUACAUUGAGUGAUCGUGUCAUUCUCCAAGACACUCAAAAGUCAGGAAGAGGACUAUAUCUGAAAACUGGGAAAAUUAGCAGAAAUGAAGUUUUGAUGACAAUACCGAGCGAAUGCCAGCUGAAUUUCCACACGGCAGUGUAUCACAUUUCUCAAUUUAAUCCGAAGUUGUCUUUUGACGGCGUCACCUGUCAAGACUCGACCAUAGCACCGAGUGAUGAGGUAGAUCCACGAUUCCAAAUGUAUGAAAUUCUUAGCAACGAGUUGGUACACAGCUUGAGCUCUUUCCAGCUCCUGUGUGUAUACAUACUAUUUGAAUGGAAGAUACUACCACAUUGGAAUACCGCGCAAUCCUUCUGGAAGCCGUUCUUUGAUGUGUUUCCAACUUUAAAUGAACUCGAAGCGAUUCCAGCUCUUUGGAUGCUUGGCACUGAAGAAACUAACCAACCGUUGUUUGAAUGUUUACCAAUGGCGUCCAGAGUCCAUGCCGAAAGGAUAGCGGCUCAAGUCAGGAAUGACUGGUCAGUGAUCGAGCCUAUCGUCAAGCAAUGGUGCAACGCAUUCGAAGACAGCAAUGUUUCUCUGACGCUUGCAACUUUGUACAUGCAUUUCCUACACAUUUAUUUCGUGGUUAAUUCAAGAUGCCUGUAUAUACAGAUUCCUCUCAAAGACAGCAUUCAUGACAAUUUCACGCUUGUUCCGUAUGUGGACUUUCUAAAUCAUAAUGCUGAUUCGGAAAUAUACUGUUCACCUCAGAUUAAUAGGAUGAAGAAAGGCAAGUAUGGACUGGGGGCUUUCAGCAUAGUGGGAGGAAGCCACCAAUAUUCGCAACCUGGGGAAGAAAUUUUGUUAAGCUACGGGGCGCACUCUAACGAUUUUCUGCUGAAUGAAUAUGGCUUUGUGCUGGCGGAAAAUAAGUGGAACUACAUCGACGUUUCUGCUCAUUGCGAAUCUAUAAUCAAGGAACUACCGAUCCAAGAUUUUCUGCGAAAGCAUGAUUUCUGGGGCGAGUACACCAUAUCUGGAAGCGACAUCAGCUAUCGUCUUCUAGUCGCAAUAGCUGCAAAAGUAUGUCCAGAUUUAAAGAAAGUGGAAAAAUUCAUGUUGGGUUAUUUGACGGAGGCCUCAUUUGAUCCCGCCAUGAAGAUCUUACUGAAAAGCUUUAUGCUUGACCUGGCGCAACAAAUCAAAGCCAGGAUAGAGACAAUCAAAAAAAUGGCCAAUGUUGAUCAACUAUGUGCAAAUAAUAUUUUGAAUAUCUAUCAAGGCUAUCAAAUGAUUUUGCAACGUCAUAUGGCAGAGAUGACAUGA
Lachancea meyersii CBS 8951 is the source of this 1401-nucleotide messenger RNA. NCBI's taxonomy places the organism in Eukaryota, Fungi, Ascomycota, Saccharomycetes, Saccharomycetales, Saccharomycetaceae. The record is from the annotation of a GenBank genome assembly.